Molecule: messenger RNA, 2149 nt
Organism: Asterias rubens (European starfish)
Lineage: Eukaryota; Metazoa; Echinodermata; Asteroidea; Forcipulatida; Asteriidae
Product: deoxyhypusine synthase-like
Exons: 8
Coding region: 468-1574 (368 amino acids)
Biological process (GO): peptidyl-hypusine biosynthetic process
Cellular component (GO): cytoplasm
Molecular function (GO): deoxyhypusine synthase activity
Source: RefSeq, a predicted model, not a curated record
UGCCUGCUGUGUGUAUGGUGCGCUGCGACAUACCAUGGAGGAAGAAAAAUAGAUACACAGUACACGGUAUGUAGUGGGAAGCAGAACACACUGAUCCCUACAAUAAAGUGAAGGGAAAAAAAGGACUUGUUCCAUUCAGCUCCCUGCCUACAGCUUGCCGAUGGGGAGUACACUAGUCUGCAGUGUGAGUAGUAGUACAUACAGGCCUACUCUUGCUUAGGUCUGGUCUGGGGCUAACGAGUUUUGCAAUAAAUAUUUUAUUGCAUAUUCGUGGUGCAAUCACUACCACACGGUACAGAACUGACUACGGACUAGUGACACUGACACUGUGACAGUACACACUUCAUCACUUUUGCUUUGGGCGUUCUCAUCCCUUCGGCAGCAGAAAUUUUUGCUGCAAGGACCACAGAAGAACUGAUCACAAGUACAGCGGCCCGGGGUACAGAACUAUAAUAACUUUAUCGAGAAUGGCCGACCAACUUCCAGCCGCUGCUUACCAGGCGGCGCUUGCCGCCUCCAGCGGCUCGGUGCCUCCUGGCUCGGUAGAGGUUCGUGGUUAUGACUUUAACCAGGGCAUCGACUAUCACAAACUCCUCCAGAGCUACAAAACCACUGGUUUCCAGGCCUCAAACUUCGGGCUUGCUGUAGAGGAGAUAAACAAAAUGCUCGACAAGAAGGCGGAGCCAUUGUCAGAAGAGGAGGUUGUCAAGGGAACAGAGCUCAAUCCGGUGCACCGAACGAAGACUAACUGCACCAUAUUUCUUGGUUACACAUCUAACCUGAUUUCCUCUGGUCUGAGAGAGAAUCUUUGCUUCAUUGCUCAGCAUAACUUGGUGGAUGUAAUAGUCACUUCAGCAGGCGGUAUCGAGGAGGACUUCAUCAAGUGCCUCGCUCCGACCUUCAUGGGGGAUUUCAGACUGUCUGGACGAGAGCUAAGGAGCAAAGGAAUCAACCGCAUCGGCAAUCUUCUCUCUCCUAAUGAUAACUACUGCUUGUUUGAAGACUGGAUCAUGCCUAUCUUGGAUCAGAUGCUACUGGAGCAGAAAACGCAAGGGACGCGUUGGACGCCAUCUCGUAUGAUCGCCAGACUAGGCAAGGAAAUCAACAACCCAGAGUCUGUUUAUUACUGGGCGUACAAGAACAACAUUCCAGUGUUUAGUCCUGCUCUCACUGAUGGGUCCAUUGGAGAUAUGUUAUACUUCCACUCCUACAAGAAUCCUGGAUUGGUGCUUGAUAUUGUAGAAGAUAUCCGGCUAAUGAAUAACCAGGCGUGUUUUGCAACUCACUCUGGAAUGAUCAUCCUAGGAGGUGGUCUCAUUAAACAUCACAUCUGUAACGCCAACCUUAUGAGGAAUGGAGCGGACUUCUCCGUCUUUCUGAACACAGCUAAUGAGUUUGACGGUUCAGACUCUGGUGCCAGACCUGACGAGGCAAUCUCCUGGGGAAAAAUCAAGACCACUGCGUCACCCGUCAAGGUAUAUGGUGAAGCGACCCUCUUGGUUCCACUCCUGGUGGCUGAAACAUUCGCCCGGCGGGUAAAACUUCCACACAAGACCGAAGAAAUUAUUAAAUAAGGAUGGAAUCUACAAAUUGCUAUCUAAAGCAUACGGCUGGGGCACAUUUGGGUUUUUUUUUUCUUUUGAGUAAGGUGGGCAAGCACAGAUGAUAUUUUUAUAUUAAUGCUGUUAUUUUACCACACGUUGUAUGUUUUUAACGAGAAUUAUGUUUGUAAAAUGUCCCUGGCGACAGCUGAUUUAGAUUGGCAGCACAAAUCAGUUAGUUGUAACCCUCACCUUGAAGUAAAAUGUUUCCACCUGUUAAUGUGUAGAGUUUUUAGUCCAAUAACAAAACUCUUGACAUUAACAUUUAUUCAACAUUUGUUUAUAAAACAAUAUUUAAUGUUGGGUACCCAACAAGAUUUGCUGGGAUUGUACCAUUAUUGGGGUGGGGGAAAUGAGAAGAUUGAACCUGGAAGCUCGCUUGAUGUUUUUACCAGUUUCAAUUUCUACAUAGACAAAUUUCUGAAUUCUCUGAAUUGUUCCUAUUUUAAAAUCAUACAACUUGAAUGUAAAACUUAUUUUGUAACUUUAUUAUGGUGUGCAUUCUUUUCUGUAAAUAAACCAAUUCAGCAUAGUAGCUGAAACUGUUU